This is a messenger RNA of Saccostrea echinata, 2554 nucleotides long. RefSeq names its product DNA-binding protein P3A2-like. Gene Ontology annotation, biological process: regulation of transcription by RNA polymerase II. The record is from RefSeq and is a predicted model, not a curated record. The transcript has 9 exons. Gene Ontology annotation, cellular component: nucleus. NCBI's taxonomy places the organism in Eukaryota, Metazoa, Mollusca, Bivalvia, Ostreida, Ostreidae. Gene Ontology annotation, molecular function: RNA polymerase II cis-regulatory region sequence-specific DNA binding; DNA-binding transcription factor activity, RNA polymerase II-specific. Bases 116 to 1558 code for a protein of 480 amino acids.
CGAGUGCGCGCACACUCCAGCGCAGUCGCAUUCUCUGUCCCCCGCCCGUAAAGCUGAAUGCGCAUAACACUAAUCCCAGCUUUUUGACUACGCAGAACCCAACUUUGAGAAGGAGAUGAAUAUGUCAUAUCAGGUGACCUCGUCGGGAGGAAGUGGGAUUUCUAUGGGUAACAUGAACGCAAUAACGAUUAACACUCAACAGAUGGGACACAUCAGCUCCGGCAUGAUAAGUGACGACCUUAGUGAACCUAGCUCUCCCGAUAGCUCGACAUUUGAUGCCUCGGACCUCCUAAGUACAUCAGUUCAAGAUGAUGUCACAGCUCAACUUGCUGCUGCAGGUCCUAUUGGAGUAGCAGCAGCAGCUGCCAUUGCUUCUGGUAAAAAACGAAAACAUCCACAUCAUUUUGAAACCAACCCUUCCAAGAGAAAACGACAACAAACACGACUUCUCAGGAAGCUGAAGGCUACUAUAGAUGAGUACAAUACUCGGAUUGGACAGCAGGCAGUGGUUUUGUGUGUCACUCCAGGAAAAAUGAGUCAAUCCAUCAAUGCCUUCAAAGUAUUUGGUUCACAGCCCUUGGAGGGAGUGAUGAGGAACAACAAAAGUAUGAUUGUCCAAGAACUGGAGCAGUCUCUGAAUGAACAAGCUCCACCCACCCAGCCGGACACGUCAGGUCUUCACGAAUUACCUCCCUUAAACAUUGAUGGUAUCCCCACCCCAGUAGAUAAAAUGACACAGGCACAGCUGAGAAACUUUAUCCCUGAGAUGUUGAAGUAUUCCACGGGGAGAAGUAAACCUGGCUGGGGGAAAGAGGAGUUUCGUCCUGUGUGGUGGCCCUCCAACCUACCCUGGCAAAACGUGAGGAGUGAUGCCCGCACUGAGGAGGAAAAAAGAAAGGUAUCUUGGACUGAGGCAUUGCGGGCCAUUGUCAAAAAUUGCUACAAACACCACGGUCGUGAAGACCUACUUCAUGUGUUCAGUGAGGAAAACUCUGGACCCUCCUCACAGCCUCUCCCCCAGGCCCAGGCCUUUACGGGGACCAUGGUACAGACCAUUAACAAUCCUGACGGCACCGUGUCCUUUAUACAGAUUGACACAUCACCUCAGUCUGUGGUUACCCUGGCUGACGGAACACAGGCCACAGUUGUACAUGCUAUCCCCAACAUCGGCCAACAGGAGGCCACACAGGCAGUGCAGACUCUAGCGGAUGUAGCCACUCAUCACGAGGUCCCUCAGGGCAUGACGACACAGCCUAUCACCAUGGAGAUGAACCCAGAAACGGGCCAGGUCAAUGCCCUUCCUAUAAGUCAAGGUCACCAAAUCAUUUUAGCAGAUGAUUCUCAUAUUGGAGGAAUAGUUACAAUACCUGUAUCCAUGUACCAAACAAUUACCGGGGCAACAGUUGGCAUGUCAACAGGAAGUGAUCCUCAACAUGUACAAGUUGCCAUGACACCAAUAUCAGCAGCUGGUGCCACAGUGGCCAAUAUAAAUGACAUUGUGAAAGUAGCAGGUCAUUCUGUAGAGGUAUCAAUGGAGCAGAAUUCCACAGGGUCAUAGUGCAAGAAAUUUCUGGAAAAUCUUUAAUAUUUUUGAAUAGACCAGUUUGUGUUAUGUGAUGGUAUUAUUUUUAAAAUGUUAUUUAUAGAUAUGUGUUCAAAGUUGUGAUCAUGCAAGUUGAAAGCAGUCUUGGUUUAUAGGUGAAUUUCUUUUCACUCAAAUGAUCUGAUGCAAAUAAAUUUCUACAAUUUUUUUUAUCCCAUUGAUAACCAUGCCAACUGUUUUGUACCUGAUUGUUGUUGAUAUAUCAGCUUAUCGAAAGAUUCAACAAGGAAAGUGGAAAUUUCCCUUAGUACUUUGUGUAUUUGUGUAUUCAUUAGCGUCACAUUUUUUUCUCAUUUUGGAAUAUUAUGCUACAAAUAACUUUAAUAAGUGCAAUGUAAGGCAGGUUUUCAUCAAAAGCAAAGUGCUUUAACAACACUGCAUGUAUUUUUGGAAAGAAAAAUGAUAUUGUUAGACAAUUUUAACAAAAGUAAUUUUUGCACCAUGUUGUAUAGGACUUUAAAAAAGCCAACUAUAUAUAUAAAUUUGUAAAUGUAUAGAGAGGAAGAGAGAGGGAGAAAAGUAAUUUGUAUACUUUUACAGUAAACCAUUAGAAGAUAAAAGAGUUUUGUUUUACAAUCAUACAAUCAACAGUCUGACACAUUAGUUACUAAGAUGCACCAAAUUGCUGAACUGAACUGAGAUCGGAUUGGACACUAUUGACUCCAGAGUUGAGUGCACAACAAUAUACUUUUGAGUUAAUAUUAAAAAGAUGCUGGAGUUCCUCAUUGACACAUCUAUGUAGUUUCUGGAAACCAGGUCUUUCAACAAUCUGUUGGAAUCCCAGUGAGCUCUAAUUGUACUCCUUUGUUAGUCAACAUGUUUUUGUAUUUUCUUAUGAAGCAGAAUUUAUUCAAAAACUUCUACAUGAGAAGAAAUUUACUGCAGUAUCCUUCGAUUUUACAUUUUAAUAUAUUGAUGAUGUAUUAUCAAGUAAAAAAAAAUAUUUUCAAU